GGCCUUCUUUUCCCUUCUUAGGGUCCACAGAUUGUGUGUGUUACUCCACCGUCGGCAUCAACGACGCAAAGACCUCGGCUCUGCACAUCAUCGUGGGGGACUCGCUGCCCAUGGACGUGUCCUCCGUGCACCACCACGGCGCGCUGCUGCGCUACUCGGUGUCGCUGCUGGGCUACGGCUUCUACGGGGACAUCGUCAAGGACAGCGAGAAGAAGCGCUGGAUGGGGCUUAUCAGAUACGACUUCUCAGGCCUGAAGACCUUCCUGUCGCAUCACUGCUACGAGGGCACCGUGUCCUUCCUCCCGGCGCAGCACACGGUGGGGUCUCCGCGGGACGGGAAGCCCUGCCGGGCCGGGUGCUUCGUCUGCAGGCAGAGCAAGCAGCAGCUGGAGGAGGAGCAGAAGCGGUCGCUGUACGGCCUGGAGGGCUCGGAGGAGGUGGAGGAGUGGAAGGUCAUCUGUGGGAAGUUCCUGGCCAUCAACGCCGCCAACAUGUCCUGCGCUUGUCCCCGGAGUCCCCGGGGCCUGUCCCCGGCCGCCCACUUGGGAGACGGGUCUUCUGACCUGAUCCUCAUCCGCAAAUGCUCCCGGUUCAACUUCCUGAGGUUCCUCGUCCGGCACACCAACCAGGGCGACCAGUUCGACUUCACUUUUCGUGGGAAGUUUAUCGCAUCAAGAAAGUCUCAGUUCGUGUCGAAGCAGGUGGAGGACGAGGACAGCGAGCUGGGCGAGCGGGGGAAGCAGGGGCUGCGGCAGAUCUGCAGCCAGCACCCCUCCUGCUGCUGCAGCGCGGCCAGCAGCUCCUGGAACUGCGACGGGGAGGUGCUGAGCGGCUCCGCCGUGGAGGUCAGGGUGCACUGCCAGCUGGUCCAGCUCUUCGCACGCGGCAUCGAGGACGGCCCGUAGGCGGAACCUGCGGCCGAGACCCCAUCGCGUCGCCGCCGCCUCGCUGCGCGUGGAAGCGUGAAAAUGGAGAGAACGCAACCGACCAGUGAUGUGGAUACGUACAUCCAGACUUAGAAGUUUAUUUUUGAUAGUUAAAUCUCGGUUUUAGAAAAAAUACCUUUUGUCCACGGGUUCUUGUGGGGCACAUCGGGCAUUUUUCAG
This is a messenger RNA of Myotis lucifugus (little brown bat), 1106 nucleotides long. RefSeq names its product ceramide kinase (gene CERK). The annotation marks the transcript as partial. The transcript has 7 exons. NCBI's taxonomy places the organism in Eukaryota, Metazoa, Chordata, Mammalia, Chiroptera, Vespertilionidae. The record is from RefSeq and is a predicted model, not a curated record.